AUGGCCGAGGUCACCAAUCUCCACCGCCGACACCGGCAGCCUCCGUCCAGAAGACUCGUUCCCCCUCCCCCCGGGGCCCCCGCGCCGCACGAGGACGGACCGCCACAGGAGGAAGAAGAAUUUGACCAUCGGACCAGCGACAUGCUUUUCACCUAUGAUCCGUACAACCAUAUGUUCGACCCUCCCCAUAAUCCUCCCAACUCCUCCUACCUCGACGGUUAUUCGUCGUUGUUGGAUAUAAUUCUGGACGGGUCGUUCCGGCCCACGUACCACGAGUACGAGGAUCCCGAUUGCUUCUCCUCCGGAGGCGAAGAAGACGAUGACGGGACGAAUUCCAUCCCGGAAAUGUUCCAGCUGGGCCCGUUGUCGGAGGAUCUUCGUUUGGACAUCUGCACAGGCCGGGCGCAGGCGGUCACCGAUUCAGAGUCCGAUUCCGAGGUAAAUCUAGGGCUUGUUAAUAACGAUGACGAUGAUGAUUACGAUGCUUUUGGUGUUUUCAACGAUAAUUAUCGUGCUGGUGAUAAUGAGAGGGAGGAGUCUGAGUGGGAAGAGGUGAGUGAGAGAAAUCACUUUGAUGAGAGGGACAAUUUGAAUCUGGUGAUCAAUGGAAUCGAAGAAAUAUCUGUUUCCUCUGAUAUUUCUACUUCGGAUCGUGAAUACUCUAGUUUAGUGGACGAUGAUGAUGAUGAUGAUGAGGGCGCAGAAGAGCGCAGGAACUUGGAAUGGGAAGUUUUGUUGGCGAUGAAUAAUUUGGAGGGCUCUCUCGAGUCGGAUGCAGUUACCAACAUCCGGAAUGAAGUCCUGCCGCGCGUCAAUCUUCCGGAAGAUUACAUUUUCACCAUGGAAUAUGAUGCUGUUUUCGGGCAACUGGCGGAGAACGAAAGCUCAAUGAAGGGUAGUCCACCAGCUGCAAAGUCUGUGGUGGAGAAUCUGCCUUCGGCUGUGUUGACAAAAGAGGAAAUCGAGGAGAAUAACGAUAAUGGCAAGGUGUGCGCAGUUUGUAAGGAUGAGUUUGCGGCUGGGGAUAAAGGGACUGAGCUGCCCUGUUUCCAUUUGUACCAUGGGGACUGCAUUGUGCCGUGGCUUGGGAUUAGGAACACUUGUCCAGUUUGUAGGUAUGAAUUGCCUACGGAUGAUGCGGAUUACGAGAGGAAGAGGAGUGAGAGAGAGAGGUGGUGA
This is a messenger RNA of Striga hermonthica, 1179 nucleotides long. NCBI's taxonomy places the organism in Eukaryota, Viridiplantae, Streptophyta, Magnoliopsida, Lamiales, Orobanchaceae. The record is from the annotation of a GenBank genome assembly.